Messenger RNA from Oncorhynchus keta (chum salmon), 3687 nucleotides. RefSeq names its product FYVE, RhoGEF and PH domain-containing protein 3-like. The record is from RefSeq and is a predicted model, not a curated record. Gene Ontology annotation, cellular component: cytoplasm. Gene Ontology annotation, biological process: filopodium assembly; cytoskeleton organization. Gene Ontology annotation, molecular function: guanyl-nucleotide exchange factor activity; metal ion binding. The transcript has 20 exons. Lineage: Eukaryota; Metazoa; Chordata; Actinopteri; Salmoniformes; Salmonidae. The coding region runs from base 823 to 3153 and encodes 776 amino acids.
AGAGAGGGCAGCGUGGUGGAAGCUUGGGCAGAGUGAGUCAGAGAGAGUGAGAGCCUGGAGAAGGAAAGUCAUGCAGCCUGGGGGAAGCAGACUGACUGAAGAACCACACCACUACUGUAUAAAUCCAUCCAGGCUUCGCUCACAACAACCUUGUGGCUCUAAGGAUAUGCUGCUGGACUACAGUGGAGCCCUGUGAUUAGUGUUAGUGUUUGUCGGACUGGAGGAGAGUGAGCCUAUAGAGGUUUCAGGGAGAGAGAGAAAACAGAUGGCAGCCUGGAUUUAGCUGACCUCUCUCCCUCCUCUCUACAGUACCAGUGUGGAUCGGUGGACUUUCUGUGUUCCCCACGGCUGGGAAAGAAAGCCCCGCCCCCUCCCAGACCAUGUCACAGCCGGCCUGCAGUCAAGCCCCACCCCCAGCCUACCGCCACACCCACCUCUCAGAAACCUCAAGCUGUCCCUCCUAGCUGCAGUCAGAGCAGGAGAUGUUCACCCCUCCCUGUCCAGACUGCAAAUGAAUCGCGCAUGCAGGAAGCCACCACUGGAUGAUCCCGCCCUGGCUUUCAUUCAGUGCCGCCUAAGCCCCUGCACCUGCUGGCCCUCGGACAGGACAAGAAGCCCAAGAGGAUCCCCCCGGCCCCCUCCAGGCCGCUGCCUGCUCCCCCAACUUCGCCCAAGCCGCGGCCAAGCCAGACCCCCCCUGGCCUGGCCACACUGCCUCAAAGAGAAGCCCAGAACGUGGGGCUACUCAUCGAGAGGUUUGAGAAGUCCAGGAUUCCGAUUCUUGGCGUCCCCCCGAAGAAUCAGCUCCACCUGUGCCUGAGUAUGGACGCCAUGUCUGAGACCACACCCCCCUCUGCCCCUGACCCCACAGCACACUCCCCUUCAGGGUCAGCAGGAGCAAAGGAUUCUGGGAAAUGCUCCCCUGCCGAAAAACUUGCACAUAUUGUCUCGGAGCGGAUUGAUGAUGUCACAGAGCUGAUAGAACUCUCACGCCUGGCCUCACUCCGCAUCGACGGCCACGAGGACAUUCCUCUGGACUCAAUGGAGGACCACCUCGACAUCGCCCAUGGCGAUGGAGUUGGUUCCCUUGACGAUGCGGAGCGGGAGGAGAGAGGCUCUUCCCAUGAGCUCCAGGACAAUCCGGACUCUCUCUCCUCGGAGCAGAACUUAAAUGGGAAGAUUCCCAACAGGGACAGCGGGAUUGACAGCCCAUCGUGUGCGGUGGAGGGUGAGGUGUUCCCCAACGAGGACGCCAUCGACGAGGAAGAGCGCUAUGACAGCGUCACGGAGACGGAGACCAGUGUGUCCUGCUGCAUAACCCUGGACAACAAGCGUGACUCCACGCAGGACGAGGACAGUGACCUGGAUGAGGUCAGCAGUGGGGAGAUGGAGGGAGGAGAGAAGACAGACACACACAGGUGCUCAGAGACCCAGAGGUUACUGAACAUCGCCAGAGAGCUCCUUCACACUGAGGAGGCCUACGUCAAGAGACUCAACCUCCUGGACCAGGUAUUUUGCACUAAGCUGACAGAAGCUGGAAUCCCUCAGGAGGUGAUAACAGGGAUCUUCUCCAACAUCUCCUCCAUCUACUGCUUCCACCACAAGUUUCUUCUCCCUGAGCUCAAGACACGCAUCACUGGAGAAUGGGACACAAACCCGCGUAUAGGAGAUAUCCUCCAGAAGCUGGCUCCCUUUAUGAAGAUGUACGGAGAGUACGUGAAGAACUUUGACCGUGCUAUGGACCUGGUCAGCACCUGGAGCCAACGCUCAUCACAUUUCAAGAGUGUGGUCCAGAAUAUACAAAAGCAGGAUGUGUGUGGGAACCUGACUCUCCAGCACCACAUGUUGGAGCCUGUUCAGAGGAUCCCUCGCUAUGAACUCCUGCUCAAGGACUAUCUGAAGAAACUGCCUGACGAUGCACUGGACAGGAAAGACACAGAGAAGGCAUUGGAGCUCAUAUCCACAGCAGCCAACCACUCCAAUGCUGCCAUCAGAAAAAUGGAGAAGAUGAACAAACUGCUGGAGGUCUAUGAGAGACUGGGGGGAGAGGAGGACAUUGUGAACCCAGCCAACGAACUCAUCAAGGAGGGACACAUCAAGAAGAUGUCUGCCAAGAAUGGGACGGCCCAGGACCGAUACCUCUACCUGUUUAAUAACAUGGUGCUGUACUGCGUUCCCAAGCUGAGAUUGAUGGGUCAGAAGUUCAGUGUGAGAGAGAGGAUCGACAUCGCAGGGAUGGAGAUCAGGAAGGAGGUUCAGGAGAAUGUGAAGCAGAAUCUUCCUCUCACGUUCGCCAUCAUCGGCAAGCAGCGCUCACUAGAGCUGCAGGCCAGCACGGCAGAGGAAAAGGAAGACUGGAUACAGGUGAUCCUGGCCACCAUAGAGAGACACAAGCAGAACAGUGAGACCUUUAACAAAGCCUUCAACAGCUCCUUCUCCAGGGAGGAAGACCACACGCCAGACUCACCGGGCCCCUGGAGCACCACAUCCAUAGACUCAGACAGUGAAAGACUGCAUGAAAGGAGAAGUUCCAAGAAGAAGGAGAAGGAGAAGCAGACAUGUAAAGGCUGCAACGAAAGCUUCAACUUCACCAAGCGCAAACACCACUGCAAAGCCUGUGGAGCGGCCAUCUGUGGUAAAUGCUCUAAGAUGUUGGAGAAUAAGACGUGUCGACUGUGUCCUGAAUGCUUUGAGACAAGCCAAGUCCCUGAAGGGCCUGCAGGGGCCCCAGGAGAGAUGAAGAGGAAAGCUACAGCCGAGAAGCAGGUGUCUCCGUCUCUAUUGGGGGACAACUGUCUGCAGUGUGGCCAGCUGCAGGUGCAGGAGAAGGGCAAGAGCUGGACAAAGACCUGGGUGGCCGUCACCAAGACUGAACCUCUAGUGCUGUACCUGCAGACCAGCGGACAGGACUCUCGUGGGGUACGGGCCAUACCCCUCCCGGGGUUUGAGGUGAACAUGGCAGCGCCAUCGGCAACAGAGAAGUCAGAGCUCAAACACGCGUUCCGGCUGAGUAACUCCCAGCAGGCUCUGCUGUUCAGCGCCCAGGAUGCAGAGGUCCAGGACCAGUGGGUGGAGCUUCUCUCUAGAGCCGCCCGCGGGGAAACAACCACAGUCACGCCCGUCAGCCUGGCGGAGCACAGGAAGAGCCAAUAGGGAGGCUCCGUUGAGGCCACAGGACCCGCCCCCUCCUUCCCACCUCUCCUGUGGACAGAACACACAUUACUUGAAUUCACUUUAUCUUGGCACUUUUUAUUUUGUUUUGUUUUCUUUGAAGAGAGGGAAGAAUCGUCUCCUCCACCAGACACACACACACACACAUUCACACACACUCGCUCUUUCCCUGGCUCUCUCGAUCUCUCUCGCUUACACACACACACAUGCAUACACACAUGCACACACACACUUGUGCCACCAGUUCGACACCAUUGUAUGCAUGGUUACGUUGUAUUUCUCUCAGUGUUCUCUGCAGUUCAAGAAGAACAGAAGACUCUUUGAUUUAAUGUGUUUUGUAUUAUAGCCGAAGGCAUUUAUAAGAUGAACCCUGUAUGAUUUUAUAAAACAAUGAAGUUUGUUGUACAUUGUGUGACUGUGUUGUGAAGCAUUAACCCCUGUUGGUCUGUCUGUCUGUCUACCUGUCUGUGUGUUCCUCCUGUGUUUUAUUUCACUAUUAAAUGUUAGCGUAUUGAA